CCCAAAAAAAUGUAAUAUGUAUAAAAGAAAACAUGUGUGUUUGGCUCGUGUCUCAUCCCAUGGACUUUAAAAGGGGUCAAACAUUGUAUAACUUGGAAUCUUUUUCCCGUCUACCAUCUCUCUCAGUCUCUCAGUCUCGUAUCUAAGAUCACUUUCUUUCUCUGUGUGUUUUAUCAUCUCUCUUUCUCAUCAAUGGGUUCAGAUUUUCAUUACUCCAUAGAUCUAAACGAAGAUCAAAACCAUCACGAACAGCCCUUUUUGUAUCCUUUUGGAUCAUCUUCGUCUAUUCUUCAUAAUCAGCAGCAGCAUCAGCACCAUAAUCAUCAAGUUCCCUCUAAUUCUUCAUCAUCCAUUUCGUCUCUAUCCUCUUACCUCCCUUUCUUGAUCAACUCUCAAGAAGAUCAUUAUGUUGCGUACAACAAUACCUGUCAUGAUGAUCAUCUCCAUCUAUCUCAACCCCUCAAGGCCAAGAUGUUUAACGGUGGAUCAUCAUCAUCUUACGAUCACACGGUGCCAAAGAAGGAGAGAAGACUGAAACUAACGAUAAGGAAAAAAGAUCAUCACGAUGACCAAACCGAUUUUCCUCAUCAAAACCCGACAAAACUCAACUCAGGCUCGGACAAGUGGUUGAUGUCCCCAAAGAUGCGGUUGAUCAAGAAAACAAUCACCAACAAUAAACAGCGAAUUGAUCACACUAACAGUAAUGAUAAUAAUCAUAAAGAAGAUCACUAUCCUUUAGAUAAGACUACUUUCAAAGAAGAUCACGAUGAAGAACUCAAGAAAGUCUCGACCAGGACGACUACGGCAGUGACCACAGAGAAGCGCUGCAAUACUAUUAACGAGACUGGUUAUGGUAAUAACAACGGUGUGAUUAGGGUUUGUUCGGAUUGUAACACCACCAAGACUCCUCUUUGGCGAAGUGGGCCUCGAGGUCCCAAGUCUCUUUGUAACGCGUGUGGCAUAAGACAAAGAAAGGCAAGGCGGGCCGCAAUGGCUGCAGCCGUAGCUGCGGGAGACGACCAAGAGGUGGUGGCGAGGCUGCAACAAUUACCGGUGAAAAAGAAGUUGCAAAACAAGAGAAAACGAUCUAAUGGAGGUGACAAAUACAAUCUCUCUUCCCCGGUGGUGGCAAAGACAAAAAAGUGCAAGUUGAAAGAAGAAGAGGAUGACGCCGCAAUAGUUGCCGGAGAUUCAGAGAUCAGCAAAUCAACAACUUCCUCUGGAUCCUCAGUUUUGUCGAACAAAUUUUGCUUCGAUGAUUUGACUAUAAUGUUGAGCAAAAGCUCAGCUUAUCAACAAGUGUUCCCACAAGAUGAGAAGGAAGCUGCUAUAUUGCUCAUGGCUCUGUCGUAUGGAAUGGUUCAUGGUUGAUCAGAUAAUUACAACAUUUUCAGAUUACAAAAAGAGGUUUAUUUAUAUAGUCAUAUAUACCAUAUAUAGUAAUCAUAAUAAUGUUAAAUUUUUGGAGUGGUUAAUGUGGCUUUUGCUGCUGGUCUAAUAUGAGCAAAAAAACAUUUUAUAAUAAGUGAGUGAGAUUUUAGUAUUUAUAUGUUUUGGAAGAUUUUGGUUUAGGGGCUAUGUUGUGCUUUUUUCCCCAAUGAAGCAUUACCCACCCGAUAAUGUGGGUGUUCUUUUUUCUUU
Molecule: messenger RNA, 1641 nt
Organism: Brassica oleracea var. oleracea
Lineage: Eukaryota; Viridiplantae; Streptophyta; Magnoliopsida; Brassicales; Brassicaceae
Product: GATA transcription factor 21
Exons: 3
Coding region: 193-1371 (392 amino acids)
Biological process (GO): regulation of DNA-templated transcription
Molecular function (GO): sequence-specific DNA binding; zinc ion binding
Source: RefSeq, a predicted model, not a curated record